This is a messenger RNA of Eleginops maclovinus (Patagonian blennie), 1011 nucleotides long. It is a transcript of the gene avp, whose product is annotated as arginine vasopressin. Gene Ontology annotation, cellular component: extracellular region; secretory granule. NCBI's taxonomy places the organism in Eukaryota, Metazoa, Chordata, Actinopteri, Perciformes, Eleginopidae. Gene Ontology annotation, molecular function: neurohypophyseal hormone activity. Bases 79 to 540 code for a protein of 153 amino acids. The record is from RefSeq and is a predicted model, not a curated record. The transcript is spliced from 3 exons.
AAUGUAUCGGGGUAUCAGCUACACAUCUCCCAGGCGGAGCUCAGUCAGGUGCGCGGCGCUCUUCCUUGACCAGCAGCGAUGCCUCACUCCUUGUUCCCCCUGUGCGUCAUGGGACUUCUCGCCCUCUCAUCCGCCUGCUACAUCCAGAACUGCCCCCGAGGAGGGAAGCGAUCUCUGGCCGAGAUGGGCAACAGACAGUGCAUGUCUUGUGGCCCCGGAGACAGGGGCCGCUGCUUUGGCCCCAGCAUCUGCUGCGGGGAGGGCCUCGGCUGCCUGCUGGGGUCCCCAGAGACAGCUCACUGUGUUGAGGAAAACUACCUGCUCACCCCCUGCCAGGCGGGAGGGAGACACUGUGGAUCUGAGGGAGGACGCUGCGCUGCUUCAGGACUGUGUUGUGACUCAGAGAGCUGUGCGGUGGACCCUGACUGUCUGGGGGAUAACGAGGCCCCAGACCAAGCCCACGGCUCUUCAUUGAGCUCACCUGCAGAACUUCUGCUGCGUCUUCUGCAUGUUGCUGCCAGAGGACAGACUGAGUACUGACACUGCUGUCAGUGGAGGCUCCUCUCAGGGCCAGGAGGCGAAACAGGAUCAUCCCUGUUCCACUACAAGCCUUGAGGUGUAAACCAUGAGUCAAUAAAAUGCCAAGUCAAACUUUGUUCUCUCUUAACCCCUUCUGCUGUUCUGUAUCUGUAGACAGGGCCAUAGAAGAACCAUCUUUAUAUUUAGUAAUGAGCCAUUUUUCAUCAAGAUUUUGGAGAAGAGGAAUCAUGAUAUUGUAUUGUUUGUUCCACCCUUAGAAAUGUAUAUACUGAUGCACAUACUGUAAACAAAUUGUAUUCUAUAUAAGAGGAUGUAACACACCUCAGAUCUCCAUUUCAAAUAAGUGAAUUACAGCAGAAAACCCCUGUAUAUAAGUUACAGAUCUGACAUCCAUGUAAGACAGCUCAAGCAGUUACUUCUUGUGUAGUAGAAAUAUUAUUGUAAAUUGAAAAUGAGACAAUACAGAAUCUA